CUUUCCAAAAAAAGAAAAGUCAUAACCAACACAAGUCAAUCUAUUUUUCUCUUCCUCCGCAAAUGUCGGACUCGAGCAGAUCGUUGAUCCCGAGCUUCCUCUACUCUUCGGAUCAUCGUCUGUUUCAGUUGCAUGAACCAGCGACGAACAUGACGCAACACAAAGCACAGCCGUUGAGGUCUCUGAAGACUUCUUCAGUCUCAUCGAACGGUCAAAGUUUUGCGAUUCCCGCUCCGAAUGAGAAAGUAGAAUUGUACUCUCCGGCGUAUUUCACGGCGUGUACGUUCGGUGGGAUGCUGAGCUGCGGCGUCACCCACACGGCCGUUACGCCACUCGAUGUCCUGAAAUGUAAUAUGCAGAUUGAUCCAUCCAAGUACAAGAACAUAACUUCUGCUUUCAAGACAACAAUCAAAGAGCAAGGGCUCAAGGGUUUCACCAGAGGCUGGUCACCAACUCUUAUAGGGUACAGUGCUCAGGGAGCUUUUAAAUACGGUCUAUAUGAGUACGCCAAAAAAUACUACUCAGACAUUGUUGGACCAGAAAACGCAGCCAAAUACAAGACCCUCAUUUACCUAGCUGGCUCUGCCUCUGCGGAGAUCGUCGCAGAUGUGGCUCUCUGUCCAAUGGAAGCUGUCAAAGUCAGGGUCCAGACUCAGCCUGGCUUCGCCCGCGGUUUAUCUGAUGGUCUACCAAAGAUCAUUAGAUCAGAAGGCGUUCGAGGGUUGUUCAAAGGGCUUGUUCCUCUAUGGGGACGCCAGAUUCCAUAUACCAUGAUGAAAUUUGCUACUUUUGAGAACACUGUGGAGCUCAUAUACAAGAAAGUGAUUCCUACCCCAAAGGAAGAGUGCUCAGAGCCAGUUCAGCUAGGAGUUAGCUUCGCCGGUGGAUACAUUGCAGGAAUUUUCUGCGCUGUUAUCUCACAUCCUGCAGAUAACUUGGUCUCUUUCCUCAAUAACUCUAAAGGAGCAACUGUUAGUGAUGCAGUAAAGAGGCUAGGGUUAUUGGGUAUGUUUACUCGUGGACUUCCUCUUCGCAUUUUCAUGAUAGGAACACUUACUGGAGCUCAAUGGGUUAUCUAUGAUGCUGUCAAAGUUUUAGCUGGAUUGCCAACCACUGGUGGUGCUUCUCCAGCUACUGCGCUUGCUCCAGCUGUAAGUGCAUAAGGUUACAAAGACAUUCCUUGCAGAGCCAGACACGUUAAAGCAAUAAAAGGGAAACAAAACUCCCAAUUGGUAUCCUUAUUUUUUCCUAUUGCCUUGUAACCAAAAGUCUGUUCCCUACAACUAGUUGUUCUGCUUGUGCACUUUAAAUGGAUUUUAUUGUUAGAAUAUUUUUUGUUUUGCUUGGGUGGACACUAUAAGAGCGAAAAAACUCUGUAAUCAUAAUACGU
Brassica oleracea var. oleracea is the source of this 1390-nucleotide messenger RNA. RefSeq names its product mitochondrial phosphate carrier protein 2, mitochondrial. Gene Ontology annotation, cellular component: mitochondrial inner membrane. Gene Ontology annotation, molecular function: phosphate transmembrane transporter activity. Gene Ontology annotation, biological process: mitochondrial phosphate ion transmembrane transport. The record is from RefSeq and is a predicted model, not a curated record. Lineage: Eukaryota; Viridiplantae; Streptophyta; Magnoliopsida; Brassicales; Brassicaceae. The transcript is spliced from 5 exons. Bases 63 to 1163 code for a protein of 366 amino acids.